CUCCGCACUGUUCCUCGGACUCUCGUCUCGCUAGUUCCCCAACUUCCGGCGCAAGCUGAACCCUCGGACCCGACCGCGGCAGCCGCCGAUCCAGCCCCGCCGCGAUGGAAUUCGCCCUCGUCGACGGCGAGAAGUUCUCGCCCUCCUGCUCCACGCUCGUCAUGCCCGCGCUUUCGAUCGGCAACGUGGGGCAGCUCGCCGUGGACCUGCUGAUACCGUCGGCGAAGGCGAGGCGCGUGGCCUACCUCGAUGAGCCCUCCGUGCUGCCCUGCAUCGGCAACGACGCCUUCGGACCGGGCGCUGUCGGCGACCUCGCGCUCGCGCUCGAAGAAUACGAGUCACCGUCUCACGGGCUGGCUUUCAUUCAACAAAGAUCUCCAGUUAUUACGGGGAUGAUGGUUUCGUUUGCCAAAAAUGUUGCUAAUUUCAUCAGUAGCAUUGAGAAGGACCAUGUUGUUAUUCUUUCAAGUUUAGAUUCUGGCAAGAGAAGAGUAAUUGAUGCAUCCAGUGAUAUGCUGUAUUACCUUUCAAGCUGCAAUGAGGAUGGUUCUGAUCCAGAAUGUGAGAAACUAGGGUGGAAGAAACUUGAGGAAUAUAAUCCAUCUCAACGACUGUGGAAAUGUCUUGCUAGUCUAAUUGAGGGUGGUGUUCUUUCAGAAGAUAUGGCUGAUGAUCCUGAAGAGAUGACCGCAAGUGAUUACUAUGCGACCUUACCAUUUGCAGCUCUAUUCUUUGCCUGCAAGGCCAAAGGUUUGAAAGUUAGCUGUGUAUUAUGUUACUGUUCAGAAGGGGACAAUAUGCCAGAAUCUUUCCACUUAGCAGAAGCAGUAUGCAAACUUCGAGGUCAAGACCCUGAACAAUUCCAUGGAAAUGGGUCAAAUGGAUGGACUAUUCCCUUGUCAUGGAAAUCAAUUUAUGGACCACCUCCUGAUAUGUCUAUUUUCUAGACUGACUGACCUAGGAAGUUGCAAUCAUGGACAGCGCUGUAUCUAGAAUGAGGAAGGAUAUUAGCUUUAGGUUGUGUACUAGAAAUCCCCAGGAUGGUGAGUCGCCGACCCUCUUUUGAAGCAACAACAGUUUUCAACUUCCGUUUAGAACUGGAGGGAUCGUGAACCUGGAAUUUAUCUGCCGCGGCUAUUCCUCAUGUCUAAGUGGAAUAGAUUUAUUCGUUUUUAUUAAAAAAAUUCACUAACAGCCUUUGUACACUCUGAUGAGAUGGAUUUUUUUGGAAAAUCUUUCGAUCUAUAUUCA
Messenger RNA from Triticum dicoccoides, 1251 nucleotides. Its product is annotated as proteasome assembly chaperone 2-like. NCBI's taxonomy places the organism in Eukaryota, Viridiplantae, Streptophyta, Magnoliopsida, Poales, Poaceae. Gene Ontology annotation, cellular component: cytosol; nucleus. The record is from RefSeq and is a predicted model, not a curated record. Bases 105 to 947 code for a protein of 280 amino acids. Gene Ontology annotation, biological process: proteasome assembly. The transcript is spliced from 8 exons.